GUGCAAAUACUGUAAAGAUUGGCUCGUGUUUACUUCACACUGUUGCGCUGGACAACGAAAGCUGAGCGUGUAUUUGUUGGGAACCUGGCUUUGAAAAGAUUCACACAGCAUCACAACUCGGUGCUGACGGAGUAACGUCUGUGAAGUUAGAAAAGUUUGUUUUACGUUGGGAUUCGACGGGGGGGGAAGCCUUCUCUUAUUUAGCUGGGAGCUAUCGAGGCCAUGAUGGUUUCAUCAUAUAUAAACUGAAGAUUAGUCUGGAUGUACACACCCACAUUUCACUGCGUGCUGUGAACUUUCAGAUUAAGUGAUUGGUGGAUAAGGAACACAAGUAUAAACUCAUGUACCAGAAGGAGUGACUGUGAAAAAAGCUCACCUGAUCUGACCGAGCUUGUGGUCUAAAAUCCAGACGUUACUCUGACAGCUCAGAGGAAGACACAAAAGCUGUGAGCUAAGUGACUGACAGGACCGACUGACAUGGGGAAGCAGAACAGCAAGCUCCGUCCUGAGGUGAUGCAGGAUCUGCUGGAGAGCACUGACUUCACAGAGCAUGAGAUCCAGGAGUGGUACAAGGGCUUCCUCAGGGACUGCCCCAGCGGGAACCUCUCCAUGGAGGAGUUCAAGAAGAUCUACGGUAACUUCUUCCCCUACGGAGACGCUUCGAAGUUUGCCGAGCACGUCUUUCGCACAUUUGAUGCGAACGGUGAUGGGACAAUAGAUUUUCGGGAGUUUAUCAUCGCUUUGAGUGUGACGUCACGCGGCAAGCUGGAACAGAAGCUGAAAUGGGCCUUCAGUAUGUACGACCUGGACGGGAACGGGUACAUCAGUAAAGCUGAGAUGCUGGAGAUCGUGCAGGCAAUAUAUAAGAUGGUGUCCUCCGUGAUGAAGAUGCCUGAGGACGAGUCGACGCCUGAGAAGAGAACAGAGAAGAUCUUCAGGCAGAUGGACACCAACAGAGACGGCAAACUGUCUCUGGAGGAGUUCAUCAAAGGAGCAAAGAGCGACCCCUCCAUCGUGCGCCUGUUGCAGUGCGACCCCAGCAGUGCUGGACAGUUCUAAACCUGAGGCAUCAACACCAUCUUGCUUCUUUGGGGUGACUCUAAAUGCCCGCAACUCUCCACCAUGGAGCAGACUGAUGAUGAAGAUUGACAGGAUGACGACGAUGAAGAAGACAGGCCUUCAGUGUGCACUGAGGACUUUCACACGGGAGAUGGGCACAGGAGCCACAUUCUCCAGUCCACCCCCCACCCCUUCCACCACCCCCGUCAAGCUGUUUGUCUAAAACCCUCCAAACUCCAACUAAGACUCAUGUCCAAUAAGGUUAUUAAACCCCACUGAUUGUAAUUGAAUUCCUCAGUUCUCCUAUAGGCAUGUCCAAGUUUAAAGAAGUUUACAGUAGGUUGUAUAUACACAGUAUAAACUGGAGUCUCUGUAUCAGUGUCUUUGCUUGGCUCUCUGUACCCCCUGAGGCUCCGACCAGGGCCGCACAGAGCCUCCAUCACUCUAAUAUGUAUAAUAGACGGAGUGUGCACAAGACCAUGAGAGAGAUGAUGGUGUUGAGUACUGUAGGCAAGGUCAUUUUAUCAGCAGAGAGGACCUGUGAAGUUUGCCCUUCACUCAGAACGAGUACCGCUUUUCCUCUUUUCUACUGUGAGAAUGUGUACGUGUGUUUGUGGGGGUUUUUUUUGUUUUUUGUUUUUUUGCAGACUUGAUAGACUUUGUUUCACAUUUUGCGCUGGGGCAACAGGAGCAUGUGAUAUUACGCUACUAUGCAUAAGCACCCUGAUUGGUAGUUUUAAUUUUGUGAGGUCUCACUGAUGUAAUGAAGGAUAAAAGCAUCCCUCCAUCCAUCCGUCAUCUGUUUUCACAUCAGCAGCGGCGGCGACAGUGAGGCUGUUGCGGCGCUUUAGCUUAAGGCAAAAAUAGAAAAGUAGUCUUUAUGUAUUUGAGUACUGUGUAGAUAUUUUUAAAGUGCACCUACAUUUGUAUAGCAAACCCACAUAGUCUGGAACGCUCAGUGCUGAACAAACAAUGUGAAAUAAUAAUAAUAAUUUGAAAAAAAAUGUUUGUUUAUUUAAGCUGUUGCGAGAUAUCAAGCAUGCAAACCUCUUUUUUUUUUUCUUUUUUUUUUUAACUUCUACUGUGUGAAGAACAAACUUUUCUUCACUUUUCGGUGUUUUUUAAAGACAGCAUGUUGAUUCAGUUGUCGGGUACGGGGUGCGUAGACUAACAACACAUAUGCAUGUGACUUAUGCGCAUGUGUGUGUUUUUAAUGUGUGUUUAUGGAUGUCAGACGGUAGCGUCAUUCAGCUCUGUGCUCGCUUCUGUGUCGUCAGUGCUCCGUGUUAUUGGCAGAGCCGACACAUCGAGGUUUAUGGAAGAAGCUCUUCGGGACGGCGACCGUGCACGACAUCAACGAGGCAACUGUAAAGACACCGGGUUAUCAAAGCUGAGAGCUCCAUCGUUAAAUCGCCAUCCAAUUGUGUCUCCCGCAUGACCUCACAUGGCUUACUGCAAGCAGCAGCUCACAGUUUAAAGUCUUACAUACAGAUUAAAAGUCAGUGUAGGUGCUGCGAGCCUGCUAAAUUCAAACGAUCGCCCCUUUAUGUCUUUCUAUUCUUCGCUCUGCUUUAAAAGAAAACACAAAAAGAGAAAAACCAAAACCUUUCCAGCAUAAUGCACCCCUGAAUGUAACCCAGCCCUCCUCCAGGCCUCAGCAGAGCCGUCUCAGUAACUGCAAAGGGUUCCAAUUAGAAAAGCUUUGAAUGUUCAGUAUAAUAACUGCUGUUUGUUUUUUUUUAUGUAAAGGAAAAAAAAAGAUGCAGAGUAACAAACAGAAUCACAACUACUGCGAUGAUACUGUCCUAAUGUGUCACUUUUAUGAUUUUAUGAUUUUUUUUUUUUUUUUUUAAAGAAAAAGCUGUCAGUUGGAAGAUUUCUGUUUCAAAAGUAAAGAAAGCAUCUUGUGGUCAAGUGCCAAAUAAAAUCAAAAACAGUAUUGUAUAAAUUUAUACUGUACAAUUGUUCAAUGUUGAACAAAAUGUUUGUAAUUGUUGCAUUUUGUAGGUUUUGUAUGGUAUAUUGUAUUUAGUGACUACGGAUUUGGAACACGGGAUUCUGUUUUCUUGGUCAAUUUCAAAGGCAAGAAUUAAAUUACAAUAUAUUGUGUGCGAGUAAUCAUGUGGUGCUUGUUUAAUUGUGGAAUGUUGUGGAUUUAGCUGAUUAAAGACAAACUGCUA
Messenger RNA from Archocentrus centrarchus (flier cichlid), 3239 nucleotides. It is a transcript of the gene ncalda, whose product is annotated as neurocalcin delta a. NCBI's taxonomy places the organism in Eukaryota, Metazoa, Chordata, Actinopteri, Cichliformes, Cichlidae. Gene Ontology annotation, molecular function: actin binding; tubulin binding; calcium ion binding. The record is from RefSeq and is a predicted model, not a curated record. Bases 478 to 1059 code for a protein of 193 amino acids. The transcript has 7 exons. Gene Ontology annotation, biological process: calcium-mediated signaling.